AUGGCGCGGGUGGGCAAGCGCACGAAGAAGUUUCAGAAGCGGCACCUGGCCGCGGAGGUGAAGGUUCGGAAGAAGCAUCAGAAGUUGGCGAAGUCGAAGGCAAACAGGCUGUCCAAGGAGCAAAUCUCCGUCGAAAGGGCGGCGGCGAAGGUUGCGGAAGUCGCGGCUCUGAGAGCAGCAGAGAGGCAGAAAGUGGCUGAGGGCGAGGGCUUUGUCAGUGGGCCGGCCGACGAGGGUGCUGAAGAAGACCUCCACAGCCUGGGUGAUUCAGAUGCGGACCUGCCAAGUGAGGCGAGCAGCCUGUCUGCCUUUGAAGACAGUGGAGAUGAUGGCAGCGAUGCAGGAGAUGGGGAUGGUGAGGGGGAAGAUAAAGAUAUGGAAGGAUCAG
Molecule: messenger RNA, 388 nt
Organism: Ostreobium quekettii
Lineage: Eukaryota; Viridiplantae; Chlorophyta; Ulvophyceae; Bryopsidales; Ostreobiaceae
Source: the annotation of a GenBank genome assembly